GAGGUGGCAGCGCCGAGGCGCCGCCCCUCCCUGCUGCCGCGCGCGCAGCGGCUCGCCUCUCCCCGCCCCCGCGCUCGGGCGUUUCCGCCGGCGCCGGCCGCGCUUCGGCACCGCUCGGCUCUUUCCGCCGCGGCGGCCGCGCCGCCCCCGCAGCCCGGCCCAUGUCAGACGUGCUGGCCGCCGCCGCCGGCUCCCGGUUCGAGCCCCCGGCGGCCGGGGCGCCGGGCGGCCCCGCGGCCCAGGCCAGCGAGCGGCGGCCCCGGGCGCCCGCAGAAAAUGAAGAUUCAACCCAAAAGACAGAGCCUGCAGAUCAGCCAGUUGAUUCUUUGGAGUCCAGUACUUCACGGUGCAGGCUGCAGAUUGGGUCGCUUGCACAGGAUUUGAAGGAAGAAGAUGGCACUUUGGAGGACCAGAAAGUAACUGAAUUAGAGGAUAAACUGCCUGACCAAAUCCAUUCCCCCAAAGAGGAAGCUGUUGUUCGGAUGACCAAGUACCAUGUACCUCAAGGAGCAGGGGAUAUAGUCAUGAUUCAGUCGGAUCACACAGGUGCUGUGGAUAUCCUUUCAGCUGACCUGGAGACUGCAGACCUCCUGGGGGAGCAGAGGAAAGCUCAGCCUCCCCCUCUGGCUCCACCCACGACUUGGACCACUGAGAAGAUGAAGGAAUUCAAAGCCAAGAUGGGAAAGGAGAAGAAUGGCCGGAUGGUGGUGAAGCGAGGCGAGGUGGUGACAGUCCGUGUGCCAACCCAUCCAGAUGGGAAACGUGUCUGCUGGGAGUUUGCUACAGAUGACUACGACAUUGGAUUUGGAGUCUAUUUUGACUGGACUACAGUUACUAGCACUGCCAUUACUGUGCAGGUCAGCGAAUCUAGUGAUGAGGAGGAUGAAGAGGAGGAGGAGGAAAUUGAAGGACUUGCCCCUGUUGGUGAUGUGGAAAGGGGCUCCAAAAGCUAUCUGCGGAACCGCUAUGGGGAGAUCAUGCCUGUAUAUCGGAGAGACAGCCAUCGGGAGGUGCAGGCAGGCAGCCACGACUACCCAGGCGAGGGCAUCUACCUCCUCAAAUUUGAUAACUCCUACUCUCUCCUCCGCAAUAAGACUCUGUUCUUUCACAUCUAUUACACCAGCUGAAGGAACGAGAGGGCAGGGAUGGCAGGCAAGUAAUGGUGAGCGUAGCAGGCUGCCACCCAGCCCUGGUAUUCCCUAAUGGGCACUGCUGUGUUACAGAGUCAAGGCACAAUUCUGCCAGCUCUUCAGAUACAGACUGGCUUUUCCCCCCACACUCCUUCCCAGCUGACCUAGUGAAGAAGAUAAUUGUGACUGCCUGAUUGUCCACAGGCAGCUGCUCUUUUGGUAAAACCUCAGGAGGCCUGGUUUGUACAGGCAUCAGGCUGUGACAAAAAGUCACAGCCAGUAAAUGUCCAGAAGCCAGGUUCAGGUGGUUGUAGCUUCUUUCUGUUGCACUGGUACAAAAUGAAGUCAAAAUAUUCCUUGAUUUGUUACUGUUUUGUAAAUAACUUUUCAGACUCUUCUGCUGCAUCUGUGUCACUAGAGGGCGGCUGUUGGCCAACAUGAGGCAAAACGUGACUGGCUGGUCACCUAACCACUGAUAAUCUCAUCACUUACCACCACUCCACGUCACCACCAGCCAGUGCUUGCUUCCUUCACUUGCUUGUGUGGGGAUGCAAUGUGGCCAGUGACAGCCUCUGUUGCAGUGGCCAGGUCAUGCUACAACAGCCAGGCCCCAAACGGUGCAGUAACUAUGUGUUUGUAUGGAGUGUGUGGUGGGGAGGUAUACCUAGGGGUCCAUAGAAAGAUUUUCCUAUGCAUUGGGAAUUGCAUAUUACAUCUGUUGAUUACAGGGAUAUGUUGGUGAUUAAAAUUCCACUGGUCACCAGGAGUUUUCUUUGUAAUCCAGAUGCGAAGUAGAAGACAAGACCUGCAAUGCUGAAUAAAUAUGAAAUCAGCAAGCAGACUGGGAUACAACCAAUAAAUAUACGGUAGAUGCUUCUUAAUAGUAGCAUGUUGGUUCACUGGUAUUGCUGCCAGCUGGAUAAUAUACUGUAUAGUAAGGAAAAUGCUCCGCAGGGAAGUGUAGCUGGUCAGCUGCUAUUGCUGUUACAAGCUAUUGUUACAAAAGAACGUCUGCUCAGAAGCUCAAAAGGUGUGGGAUUUAACCAAUCUUUUCUAUAAAAGCUAGAAUCAGCAAGGCCGUUGCUAAUCCUCACCAUGUGGUAAAGGACAGAGCUCCUUGGCAUGUUUUGAUGGCUAGCAGUGGCAUUAAUGAUCAUUUUCUGCUCAAGUGUUGGCAGAGUUGAACAAGGAUUAACUUAAUUCUUCAGAGAUGAAUUUUAAGUCACAUUUAUCUGUAACUCACUAUAGUUAAUUUUUUUAUUUUAAUACUUAAUCGUUCUCUUUUUAAGAAUACUGUCGUAUUUACAUUUUGAUACCUCUUUGCAGAGAUCCAAAAUGGCUCUUUGCAUGGUGAUUCUAAUAGAGUUCUAAGUUCUAUUUUUAAAUCCUCCAGGUAAUGCACCUCCACUUGGUCUACUCCCUCUGUUGAGAGGGAAUGAGGGACAAAAUGAUUUUUGGGUAGUUAAAACCAAAGACUUCACUCUCCUAGGAGGGCUGCAUAUUUCCUAUUAAGGCUAUAUUUUAAUGCUCUGCAAUUUGCUCUGUAGUAAGAUUCUUCUUUUAACUUCCUCUGCUUAAUAUUCACUGCCCCGAAUUAAUAUUCACUGCCCCAAAGCACUUAGUAAUUAAAAAAAAAAAAAAAAAAAAGAAAAGAAAAGAUGAGGGAGAGAAACCUACAGUAAAGCAGUCCAAGCUAGUCUUCGCCAGCAGGAAGAGUGGAAAUGCAAAGGACAUUGGCUGGAGCACAGUGACUUUCUUGGUGAGGCAGAGAGCAGAAUUGGUCAGGAUAAGGAGCAGGGUAGUUGCUACUCUGGACCCUGAGAUGGGGGAGAAAACAGCCUCCUUUCUCAAGGGAAAGAGAGAGUGAAGUAACUCAGCUAGGAUGAACUGCAAAGCUGCCUUAUUCAAGCAGGGGCAACUGUGGGAGAGCCCACAGGGAGGUAGAACAGCUGGGCUUGGUGUCUGUCCGAGUAAGGCGCUCUUUCAUUUAGCAACCAAGUCAGAAAUAUUUGUUCCUUUAUGCCCCUCUUGGGGGAGAUGAAAGACCAACCCGUAGUCUUUGUACAGCCGUUGAAUCAGGUCUGAGCAACUUGGGUAAGGCUCUCCCCUUUUCUCAUGCUUUGGCUGUCAGGUUCCUAGGCACUAGGCAGAAAAGACACUUCAGUCUGUUUCUGACUGAAAUGUCAGAACUUCCCUACUCCUUGACUGCCUUUGGUCCUUUGCUAUAUGCUCUGGAGGGCCCUGCAUGCAUUUGCUAGUUAAUAUAUGAUGCAUUGUCUGGCAACCUGUCCACUUUCUUAGGUUUUAUUUAUGACAAAGGGAAUUUUGACCUGUGCAUACAUCAGAUAUUCUAGAAUUACUGGUCCUCAAUUGCACAGCUUACUGCAGGCUAAUGAGUUCACCAGUAAAAACUUUCCAUUAUAUUGUGUCUCCCUAUUGCUACUUUGGAACUCCUUCCCCCUCCCCAUGCAUCAUAAAUUAUCUUUUGCUCAUAUUGAAGCUGAAAAUACAUUUUGUCAUGCUGUUACAAAGUGAUAAAGCCUGCCUCACAAUUAAUUUUGGUCACUCGUUGAAACAAGUAGUAUGUACCAGUUAUCAAGCCAAUAGUGGGUUUAGCUAAGAUAAGUUGCCCUACUUCUAGCUUUAUGAAGUGUGGACCAACCUUUUUAUGAGGCUCAGGUCACUUGUUCAGAUCUGUCCCCAUCCCUUAGUGUUUUUUUUUUUUUUUUUUAAACUAAAGCCAAAUAGCAGCACUGAACAUAGUGUGUCAUCCCAAUCAGAUGUAUGUGCUUGUCCUGAAAACACACUGUACCCAUAGAUGUGCCUGCUGCAGUGGAACAGAAAGGGUUUAAAGUGUGUUAUUUCACUGCUUAUGCUUCCCAGAAGUAUCUGGUAUCUCUUAUAAACACAGAAUAGUCUUAGGCAUAGAAUAUUUCAUUUGCAGGAAACAGAAGCUUCACAUUUGUACAGAAUAGUUCUCAUUUUUGUUUGCCUUUUAAUUUCCAUGUUACGUGAACAUGCUGCUUCUCUAUUAUUUAAAUAUCACUCAUUAUCCAAGCGACAACUUCUCUCUGGAAGGAUGUAUUGUGUUUAUUCAUUUUCUGAUAAAUCCAAUAGCUUGGCUCUACAGCUUUGGUGAUUAACAGCAGCCAUUCCCAUUCAAAAUCGAAGACAUAGUUGGUUCAAAGAAGUAAUCUGCCUGCUUCUCGUGUAUCCUUUUUUUCUGCCUUCUCUGUCUCUUAGACUUGUGUCUAAUCCUGCUAUUUGGCUGAAACAGGGUUGGAAACCAUUCUUGUUUUAAUUGGAGACCUGCAGAAAUAGACUUUUGGUCUACAUGGACAAAUGAACUAAGAAGGCAGUUGCACUUUGGAGAUGGAACUUGAUUCUCUAGAAAGGAAAAUUCCCUAUUUGUUUCUGUGGAGGGAAGAUAGGCUUUUAAAGUGUGCUUUUUCUCCCUGUAAUUUGUGUCUGGAAAUGCAAAAAGUUCAAUCAGGGAAGAAGCUUUUUUUGCAUUUUGCAAAGUGGUUUUUUAUUUGUUUGUUUUUUGAGCUUGCUUUUAUGAAAGCACAAUUUUUUUUUUCCAUUUUUGUUUUGAACAUAAGUCUAGGAGUAAAAUUUGCAUAUUCAACCAGAAACAUAGGACAAAUCUGCAGUGCAGGACUUGCAUAAAAAUCAGGUUAUGUAAUUGUUUACAAUAAUGGAAACUUUAUAACAAUCUGUGGGGCAUUUUUUAAUAUUGAAAAGGUCAUGAGCUACCCAUCAUUUUCUUUUUCUUUUUUUUUUCCUCUAUAGGUAUAGUGUAGCAGCAGAAGUUUAUAUUGUAUGUGUUUCACUGAGGAUUGAGAGCUAAAAUUGCUUAAAUCGGAGUCUGCUUGUACAGAUUUAAUUUACUCUCAAACUCUUUGGAGGUCUAUAAUAUGGACUCAUUUGAAAGGUUGUUGGCGUCAUAUUUAGGCUAGUUGCAAAUUAAUGUUUGAGACUAUUUAAUAGUUCUUCAUUAUUUGUAACAAGCCUUUUAAAUGUACAGAUAAGAUGAGAAUACAUGUUUAGAUCUAAGGGGAGAAAGAGCUUAGUUUUCUGACUUCAGGUGCUAAGAAGAAAGUUGAGUUACUGUGCAACUUAGUCUAAAAGAUAGAUAACCAUGCUCCUUUCUUUUUUGCUUCGUGCACUUACCUCUUUGAAAAUGUGUGUGCACAUGUAACCUUCAUUCAUGGCCUGCAGUGGGUCAGUUACACAAAGCAGUUAUUGCGGUGCUGGACCUGGUAAGGUGGGUUAGAGAUGGAGGGGAACCUUGUCACAUGGCUAGCUGCUGAAAGAAGUACCCACCCUUGUGGGGAAUAAGGAUAGAGAAUGAAUCCCUAAAUGAGUUCAUUUUUAUCCCCAUUGUUUAUGUUCUUCCUUCUUGUCUCACCACCCUUACUAAAGCCACUCUACAGAGGAUUUAUCACAAGGUGCCUUAGGAACAAGGAGCAUGUCUGAAACAAGAGCCAUAGAUGUCAUUAAUCCAAGGUAUUUUUUCUCCUUGUUUCUCUGCCCUGUUUGGGUAGAGGGGGAGGCACCUCCUAAGGUCAGGUAAGGAGAGCCCCUACAGGUUGUUUCUGGAAAUUAAAGCUGUUCAAUAGACUGCCUUGUUGCUGAAAGAUGAGUAGUAGAAUGGAGUGUUUGAGCCUGCUGGUACCAUAGGAUAUUUGCCUUUGAAAAUUAUAUGCUGCUGUCAGGUAUUGGGGAACACCUGAGGGCUGCUCCUUUUGAUAUGCUGUUGCCAAGCCUGAGGACCAGUGGAACACUAGCUAAACAUAUAUAGCAUUCCUUGUGGCCAUUCAUCAUUUCCCCUAAUAGGAGUGUCUGAGUUCAGCAUUGUGGGCAGUGUGUGCUUAUGUGUUGUGAGACUGAAUGAAAGACCAAAGCAACAAAGAAUUUUUGGAUGUAAAUGUGGGAGAAAAAUGACUUUCUCCUUUUUUUCAGACCUGGGAUAAUGUUGGAUAUAUUUGUCUUGUAGAUCUAGUGGAACAUCUGAAUUGGUAGAAUGGAAAAUUGAGAACUGAUACAGUUAAAAACGUUGCCUAAUUAGACUGUGAAAGAAGCUAGGAGUUUAGCAGAAAUCAAAAUGAUAGGUCACUUAUCUAAAUAAGUGGAUUGGCAAUAAAUACUAACUAAAGUUUUAAAAGGUACAUAAAACUUCAGAGUUCAAACACAUGUUGUCAUGAGGAGAGCUUUUUGUAGGAUUAUUCCACAUUUGCCUCCAAAGAGUCUCUGGUACCUUAUUCUGAAAAACCUGGUGCUGGCAGCAGUUGAAGACAGAACAUCAGACUAGGUGGACGGUGAAUGUGACUCCCCUUGGCAGUUCUGUAUUCUGUUCUGAAUUUUACAUAUCUCUCAAAUACAUCAUCUCAAGAAAUAUGCCCUUUAUCAGGCAGGGAGAGGAAGGCUUUUAUGAUUCUUGAAUGAGUGCUGUCUAGUUUGAGCCCAUCUGUACUGACGAGUCGAGUCCCUUGGGCGAGAAGCUGGAUGCCAGCCAUUUAGCUUAGAGCUAAGAAGGCUUUGCCAAGUAAUGACUUUAAAGUUUAGUAGCUAUUUUUAAAAACUUUAAAUGGCUGAAGAGGGUCGCCAGCAGUCUCCAGGAUGUCCUCAUGACUGCCUGCUCUCUUCAGAAUGAAGCAAUCUGCCCUCAACUCACUGCUCCAAACUGCUAGUGUAGUCUUUCAACGGGGAGUGUCUUGUAGCUGGUCAUGCCUUUCUGAGACCUAUGUUCUUGUGAACUGUGAUGGUUGUCUGUCAGUCCUAAUCUAUGUGAAGUGAGUGUAUUUGAUGUCCUGUAAUUUCAAAUUUGAGUUCUGUGUCACCUGCUGCUUUUCAUCCUCCCAAGAUACGAGUUUUAAAUGGAGAAGAGGAUAUUUUAACAAAAUGUAGCACUGAAUGUCUUGCUGAAUGGCACAUAUGAAGACUAUAUUUAUAGUGUGCUUGCAUUCCUUCAAGGCUUGGUUUGUAUUGUUUGUUUGAUGUGUUGUGGCUGAUUUGUAAUAGUGUAUUGGAACCUGUUCUCUUUAAAUAAACUUUUCACUAUGCAAACAA
Messenger RNA from Dromaius novaehollandiae (emu), 7202 nucleotides. It is a transcript of the gene TMED8, whose product is annotated as transmembrane p24 trafficking protein family member 8. Lineage: Eukaryota; Metazoa; Chordata; Aves; Casuariiformes; Dromaiidae. The transcript is spliced from 6 exons. The record is from RefSeq and is a predicted model, not a curated record. The coding region runs from base 162 to 1127 and encodes 321 amino acids.